Molecule: messenger RNA, 1975 nt
Organism: Ceratina calcarata
Lineage: Eukaryota; Metazoa; Arthropoda; Insecta; Hymenoptera; Apidae
Product: reticulocalbin-2
Exons: 5
Coding region: 272-1264 (330 amino acids)
Cellular component (GO): endoplasmic reticulum
Molecular function (GO): calcium ion binding
Source: RefSeq, a predicted model, not a curated record
CAUGACCGCACAUACUGAUCGCGGCUAAGGCUGACCUGACGCCUUUUUUCUUCGUCUCUUUUCAGACGCAUCAGUCGUUCAUAUUCCGACAAAGUCGCGUAGCACUGACAUACCGAACGAAAGAGAAAUUUCAGUUUCAUUCUCGAAAACCGUGAACAAGAACAAUAAAUUGUACAUUCGCUACAAAGGAAACUAUUGACGGGACUUUUUACAACAUGAUCAACUGAUUUGUACUUCAUCAUUUUGCAAUUGAAUCGUAUCAGCAUUCAGAAUGGGCACACGCGUAACGUGUGUAGAGAUUCUUCUCUUUGUUGUCACGAUUCUCGGAUUAUUUUCAAUCGGAAAUGCUGCAUCCGCGCAUAUACACUCCCAUCCACGUAAACCUAACAGCAAUGAAAGGAUAGAGGACGGAGCAUUCAGUCCACGGGGCAUGGAUCAUUAUGCAGGAGGAGAACAUCAUCAAGAAUUCGAUCAUGAGGCCAUUCUUGGAAGCGUAAAGGAGGCCGAAGAAUUUGAUAAACUACCGACACAAGAAUCUAAAAGACGCCUGGCAAUUUUAUUGGCAAAGAUGGACUUGAACAAUGACAAAUUCAUUGAAAGGAAUGAAUUAAAAGCUUGGAUUUUACGCUCCUUCAGUAUGCUUUCUGCCGAGGAAUCUGAAGAUCGAUUGGAGGAUGCAGAUACUGAUGAUGAUGGGAAAGUUAGUUGGAAUGAAAUUCUACAGGACACAUAUGGCGCAGAUCCUGAAGAUUUAGCAGCUGACGAUAAACUCAUUACCGAUGACAAACAGACAUUUCACGCUGCUGAUAUAAAUAAAGAUGGUUAUCUGGACUCAGAUGAAUUCAAAGCUUAUACUCAUCCAGAGGAAACGCCAAGGAUGUUUCCUCUUCUAUUGAGGCAAGCUUUGGAUGAUAAAGAUACGGACAAGGAUGGCUUUAUUAGCUUUCAAGAAUUCAUUGGGACUAGAGCUAGAGGAGAAGACAAAGAGUGGUUGUUAAUAGAAAAGGAUAAAUUUGACUAUGAACAUGAUAAGAACGGAGACGGAAGACUAGACUCGGAUGAAAUACUUUCUUGGCUUGUGCCGAGUAACGAAGAAAUUGCAAGCGACGAAGUCGAUCAUCUAUUCGCAGCAUCCGACGAUGACCACGAUAACAGACUGUCGUUCGACGAAAUUUUAGAACAUCAUGAUGCAUUCGUAGGCAGUGAGGCUACGGACUACGGAGACCACUUACAAGACAUCGAACGAUUUACGGAUGAACUUUGAGAAUCGUUCGCGAAAUGCGUUAGCAAAAUUUCUAUCUCUUUUCACAAUAACUACCAAAAACUUAUAUGGUUAAAAAUAUUUUUAAUACUUCUCGAUGCCAUAUUUUCAACUCUCAUAUGUUCGGUAUUCCUAUUUACGUUGCAUUUAGGAUAUAUUUAUACUAAGAUCGAUACGAGACCAUAUACAAUUGCACAAACUUAUUCAAGAUAUUUAAAUAAUAGCAUCUCACGUACCACAGUCUUCCAAUUUUUACAAAGUUCAGUGCCAUAAAGAACAACGGCAUCGUAUUGUACGAUUAAUUACUAUGUAUUACGUUUCUACGUAUUUAGGUUUCACAUUAUGGAUAAGAGUUACCAAGAUUUUAUUGUCAUUGUCAUUAUUUAUUGCGUAGGUAAUAGUUACCUACAUUCAUGCUUUAUUAUCAUUUUAUUAUGGAAUUGUAAAAAUAAAGUAAAUGGAAAUGAGUUAGGUACAUGUACUAGCUCCUUCUUGUUAGUUUACCAUUAUGUACACACAUGUAACUAGAUAUAAAAUCAGUUCUUUACAUUUAGUCUUGUUCAAGAAUUUCUCUUGAUAAAGACUAAAGGAUACAUAAGACAAUUACGUUUAAGUGUCCAAACAAUACUCUUACACGCAGUGUUCCCUACUUUCCAUAUUUAUGUGACGAACCAUGUGUAAUUUUUUUUUAAUAAAAGAUAUAUUACAUCAUGA